This is a messenger RNA of Daucus carota subsp. sativus, 2602 nucleotides long. Its product is annotated as heat shock protein 90-3. Lineage: Eukaryota; Viridiplantae; Streptophyta; Magnoliopsida; Apiales; Apiaceae. Gene Ontology annotation, biological process: protein stabilization; cellular response to heat; protein folding. Bases 245 to 2347 code for a protein of 700 amino acids. Gene Ontology annotation, cellular component: plasma membrane; cytosol; protein-containing complex. Gene Ontology annotation, molecular function: ATP-dependent protein folding chaperone; ATP binding; ATP hydrolysis activity. The record is from RefSeq and is a predicted model, not a curated record. The transcript is spliced from 3 exons.
GAGCAUUAAAGUCCGUGCCGCGUCCCCGUCCCCCGAUGUAUACAACUCAGGGGACGGAGGGAGUAACGAAUAAGCCUUCGGGUUUGCGAGGUUUGAAACGAAAAUAAAAGGGGUACAGUAAUAGAAGGAUCUAGAAACCCUAAUCUGGUUAUAUAGUCUCCGCCUCUUGAUUAAUUCAAGUCAGCUUCUUUCUUGUUGUAAUCUCAAACCCUAGAUCUUCAAUCAACUCGUCUCUCUUUCUCUAAUGGCGGACACUGAGACAUUUGCUUUUCAAGCCGAGAUUAAUCAGCUUCUGAGCUUGAUUAUCAACACUUUUUACAGCAACAAGGAGAUCUUUCUUCGUGAACUCAUCAGUAACGCUUCUGAUGCUCUAGAUAAAAUUCGCUUUGAAAGCUUGACGGACAAGACAAAGCUCGAUGCCCAGCCAGAGCUCUUUAUCCACAUCAUUCCAGACAAGGCCAGCAAUACCCUGACACUAAUUGAUAGUGGCAUUGGCAUGACCAAAGCUGAUUUGGUAAACAAUUUGGGUACCAUUGCAAGGUCUGGUACUAAAGAAUUCAUGGAAGCUCUUGCUGCGGGUGCUGAUGUUAGCAUGAUUGGACAGUUUGGUGUUGGUUUCUAUUCUGCCUACCUUGUUGCUGAGAAGGUUAUUGUAACCACUAAGCAUAACGACGAUGAACAGUAUGUUUGGGAAUCCCAAGCUGGUGGAUCUUUCACCGUUACCAGAGAUACUUCUGGAGAGGUUCUUGGAAGGGGUACAAAAAUUGUUCUCCAUCUUAAAGAGGACCAGCUAGAAUACCUUGAGGAGCGCAGGCUCAAGGAUCUUGUGAAGAAGCAUUCUGAGUUCAUCAGCUACCCAAUCUCUUUAUGGAUUGAGAAGACCACCGAAAAAGAAAUUUCAGAUGACGAGGAUGAGGAAGAAAAGAAAGACGAGGAAGGCAAGGUAGAGGAAGUUGAUGAAGAGAAGGAGAAGGAAGAAAAGAAAAAGAAGAAGAUUAAAGAAGUGUCUCAUGAGUGGUCCUUGGUUAACAAACAGAAGCCCAUCUGGAUGAGGAAGCCUGAGGAGAUCACCAAGGAGGAGUAUGCUGCCUUCUACAAGAGCCUUACUAAUGACUGGGAGGAGCACUUGAACGUAAAGCACUUCUCUGUUGAAGGCCAGCUUGAAUUUAAAGCUGUUCUAUUUGUUCCUAAGAGGGCACCCUUUGAUCUCUUUGACACGAAGAAGAAGCAGAACAACAUUAAGCUGUAUGUCCGUCGUGUUUUCAUCAUGGACAACUGUGAGGAUUUGAUCCCAGAAUACCUGAGCUUCGUUAAGGGUAUUGUUGAUUCCGAGGAUCUCCCCCUUAACAUUUCUAGGGAGAUGCUGCAGCAGAACAAAAUUCUUAAGGUCAUUCGCAAGAACUUGGUGAAGAAGUGCCUUGAACUCUUCUUUGAGAUUGCAGAGAACAAAGAAGAUUACAACAAAUUCUAUGAAGCUUUUUCAAAGAACCUUAAGCUUGGCAUUCAUGAAGAUUCCCAGAACAAAACAAAGAUUGCUGAGUUGCUCAGGUACCACUCUACUAAGAGUGGGGAGGAAAUGACCAGCCUGAAGGACUAUGUCACCAGGAUGAAAGAGAACCAGAGUGAGAUCUAUUACAUUACUGGGGAGAGCAAGAAGGCUGUUGAGAACUCUCCUUUCCUUGAGAGGUUGAAGAAGAAAGGUUAUGAAGUGCUGUACAUGGUUGAUGCUAUUGAUGAGUACGCUGUGGGUCAGUUGAAGGAAUUUGAGGGUAAGAAGUUAGUUUCUGCUACCAAAGAGGGGCUUAAACUCGAGGAGAGUGAAGAUGAGAAAAAGAAAAAGGAGGAACUGAAGGAGAAGUUUGAGGGACUCUGCAAGGUUGUUAAAGAUGUUUUGGGGGACAGAGUUGAGAAGGUUAUCGUUUCUGAUCGUGUAGUGGAUUCACCUUGUUGCUUAGUUACUGGUGAGUAUGGCUGGACUGCUAACAUGGAGAGGAUCAUGAAGGCCCAGGCUUUGAGGGAUUCAAGCAUGGGUGGUUAUAUGUCAAGCAAAAAGACAAUGGAAAUUAACCCUGAGAAUGCUAUAAUGGAGGAGCUCAGAAAGAGGGCUGAUGCUGACAAGAACGACAAGUCUGUUAAAGACUUGGUUCUCUUGCUCUUUGAGACAGCUCUCCUUACCUCUGGAUUCAGCCUUGAGGAGCCCAACACCUUUGGCAACAGGAUCCACAGAAUGUUGAAGCUUGGUUUGAGCAUUGAUGAUGAUGAUGAAGUGGUCGAGGCUGAAGACAUGCCUUCACUGGAAGAAGCUGAUGCUGACGCAGAGGGCAGCAAGAUGGAAGAAGUGGAUUAAAUGUUCUCUUCUAGUGCAUGCUAAUCCAGUAUCGCUUCUACUUUCUUUUUUAAUAUUAUAGCCUUCUAAGUUUUAGGUUGUUUUUGAGACUCGGAGGAAUUUAGAAUGUUGGGAAGAACAUGAUAUUUUUGGAAUCCCGAGACUUGUGAUAGUUGGUUCUUUAAGUCCUUAUGCUCUGGCUAUUCAGUUCCAAGAUUGCCUAAAUUGUUUUGUUUUAUGGAAAUAUCUAAUGCGUUUGGCCAGGGCCAUAUAUAA